Molecule: messenger RNA, 1187 nt
Organism: Phlebotomus papatasi
Lineage: Eukaryota; Metazoa; Arthropoda; Insecta; Diptera; Psychodidae
Gene: ste14
Product: protein-S-isoprenylcysteine O-methyltransferase
Exons: 4
Coding region: 152-1027 (291 amino acids)
Biological process (GO): C-terminal protein methylation
Cellular component (GO): membrane; endoplasmic reticulum
Molecular function (GO): protein C-terminal S-isoprenylcysteine carboxyl O-methyltransferase activity
Source: RefSeq, a predicted model, not a curated record
CAACCCAAAAUGUCAGGGAUUUGAAAGGUUUUCGUGGUUGGAACCUCCAAUUGCUCCAAUUCCCGGAAACCCCGGAAAGUGUUUGGGAAAUUCAUCAUCCUGGGCCCUGCCCUCAAUGGAAUCCUCAGAACUCCUGUGAUUCAUCAGGAAAAUGUUGGUGCACGAAGGCAAAGUGUGCUUGUACAAUUUUCUCCUGGCAGUCGUUGUGAUUUUUGCCAUUGCCAUCCCGGAAUUCCGAUUUAAAUACUCCCUGGACAACUGGCUGGUGAUCUUCUGGAGUCCCCUGCUUCUCUAUGGCAUCCUCAACUUUGUCAUCUACCUCUACUACUCAGCCUCCAGCGAUUACCAGGUCGCCAUCCGGGCAUGCUUCUUGGGCUAUAUUUUCUCAAUGGGAUUGUUCAUUUUCUUCCUGGCCCCUGAGCACAUUCGCGCCUUUGGUCUCUAUGCCGUGAUAAUGGGCACUUUUCACUGGACAGAAUACAUGGGAAUUGCCCUCUCCAAUCCCAAAACUCUCUCCCCGGAUUCCUUCGUACUUAACCAUUCAACCCACUACGUAGUGGCAGCUGCUUCCAGCUGGGUUGAAUUCUUCCUGGAAUCCUAUUUCUUUCCCCAAAUAAAAACCCUGAGGCUUUUCUGGGUCAUAGGGUUCCUCCUCUGCUUCUCGGGGGAUCUGCUCAGGAAAGUUGCCAUGAUCACAGCUCACAGCAAUUUUACGCACAUCGUGCAAUUUGUUCGAGUGGAAGAGCACAAAUUGGUCACAAACGGAGUGUACGGAUGCAUGAGGCAUCCUUCCUACGUCGGUUGGUUCUGGUGGUCAAUUGGCACACAGAUUGUCCUGGUGAAUCCAGUCUGCACGAUUCUCUAUUCCAUUGUCGCUUGGUUGUUCUUCAGGGAUCGUGUCUACGUGGAAGAGAUCACGUUGCUCAAUUUCUUUGGGGAGGAGUACGUUGAGUACCAGAAGAAAGUGGGCACAGGAUUGCCCUUUAUUCAUGGAUACCAUCAGGGAAUGCCGAUUGUUCCGGACUGAGAAGAGGAUUUAGAGAGAUACUGAAGGGGGGAGACUGCAAACAAAAAUGUAAAGUGCUAGUGAAUUUUGUGUUUUCUACUAAUUUUGUGUAUAUAAAAAAGCGCCAUUUAGAGCAGGAGUUUUUUUUUUAAAUUAACAAUAAAAGUCAUAUUUUUUGUGA